This is a messenger RNA of Etheostoma cragini (Arkansas darter), 3262 nucleotides long. It is a transcript of the gene prim2, whose product is annotated as DNA primase subunit 2. NCBI's taxonomy places the organism in Eukaryota, Metazoa, Chordata, Actinopteri, Perciformes, Percidae. Gene Ontology annotation, cellular component: alpha DNA polymerase:primase complex. The record is from RefSeq and is a predicted model, not a curated record. Gene Ontology annotation, biological process: DNA replication, synthesis of primer. The coding region runs from base 196 to 1722 and encodes 508 amino acids. The transcript has 14 exons.
GCAUUUCCAAGGUUUUAGAGAGGAAUUAAGUAUUUAGUCAACUUUUAAUUCUGCUUUAUUUCCUCUGGUCAAAAUCCUUUGCCUUGGUCAAGAUACGACCUGUUGAACAGCUGGCAGGAGGAUCUUCAGGGACCAAGCAGCUGCGGGUAUACUCCGUUAAAGCUGACUAAAGAAUUGACUCACUGUGCUGGAACUAUGGAGUUUUCUAGCAGAAGAAAGAAGUACAACACCAACUCUCAGACAGAGCUCUACCUACAUCCUCUGCAGUUCUAUGGCCAGCCUCCUCUGGAAAACAUCUCUCUCUCUGAGUUUGAGGCAUUUGCUGUGGACAGACUGAAAUUGUUGAAGACAAUUGAGAAUUUGGGAGUGAGCCAAGUGAAACUGUCAGAGCAGUACACAAAAAAACUGGAGGCUGAGUUUAAAGCCCUGAACUUUCCUUACAGACCAGAUGCUGAUGACCGGAAAUCUAUUGGACCAACCGAAUACGAGAAACGAAGAAAGGACCAUAUCUCCCACUUCAUUCUCAGACUCGCCUACUGCCAAACGGAGGAUCUGAGACGGUGGUUUAUACAACAGGAAGUUGAUCUUUUCCGAUACCGCUUCAAUGAACUGGCAUCAAAACAAAAGCUUGAAUUUCUUCACAGAAAUAAUCUGCAAUACGACACUAUCAGUGUCGAGGAGAAGAAGGCUCUGCGUGAGAAACUUGUCAACUCCAGUUACGUCGUCAGUGGAAUCACUGUGGAGGAUCAGGACUUCUACAAGGUUCCAUUUCAAGAUGCCUUGGAUCUAGUGCGAACAAGGAAAGUGUACCUCAGAGCAGGCUACGUAUUCAUCCCUCACCAGGACAUUGUCACCAUUGUUCUCAACGAUUUCCGCACAAGGCUAUCUAAAGCUCUCGCAUUGACAGCCCGCUCGCUACCAGCAGUGCAUUCUGAUGAACGGCUCCAACCGCUCCUUAACCACCUCAGUCAUGCCUAUGUGGGACAGGAUUACAGCAUCCAGAAGAAUGUUGGAAAAAUCUCCCUGGAACAAAUUGAUUCACUUUCAGGGAAGUCAUUCCCUCUCUGCAUGAGGCAGCUCCACCAGUCCCUCAGAGAGAACCACCAUCUCCGCCAUGGGGGUCGCAUGCAGUACGGCCUGUUCCUCAAAGGCAUCGGCCUCUCUCUGGAGCAAGCGCUGCAGUUCUGGAGGUCAGAGUUCAUAAGAGGCAAAGUGGAUGCAGACAAGUUUGACAAAGCAUAUGCCUACAGCAUCCGCCACAUGUUUGGCAAAGAAGGCAAACGAACAGACUACACCCCCUACAGUUGCAUGAAGGUGAUUUUAUCAAACCCACCCAGCCAAGGAGACCAUCAUGGAUGUCCUUUCCGUCACAGUGAGCCAGAACUGCUGAAGCAGAAGCUUCAGUUCUACAAGGUGUCUCCCAGUGGGAUCAGUCAGAUCCUUGAGCUGGUUAAAGGGAUGCACUAUCAGCUGGCGUGCCAGAAGUACUUUGAGCUGACACACAAUAUUGAGGAUGCCAGUUUCUCGCUCAAUCACCCCAACCAGUACUUUAUAGAGAGCCAGAAAGUUUUGGGCGGAAGCAAGGACAUAAAGCGAGAGAUGGAUAUUCCACAGAGGUCCCAUGAAAACUCUGCCACCAGAGGAGCCAGCGCAGCUCCAGAGGCAGCAGCAAACGCCUCCCAGGAAUUGGAGGAACUGGACUCUUUCUUUCAAGAUGCCUGAAUGUUUUUUUAUAAUACAUAUCCGGAAGUUGGGGGUGGUAUAUAUUCUAACUGUAGUUGAGUAUUUUAGAAGUCCCUGUACAUGACGUUAUGAAUUAAAGUCCCAUAUCAGUAAUUUCUCCACGACUUGUUAGUCUGUUCUCAACAUAGCAGACUUUUCGUUAGCCCUGACUGGACAUUAUUCAAACUUCAACAUCAGACCAAAGCAGAGUUUUCUACCUUAAAUUUCUUUAUUAGUGACAGGCUGUCAUUAAUGUAGCUGUUUAGGUGAAGUGUCAAAGUAGUCUCAGUCAUGCUUUCCUUGUUUUCACUCUGUGCACUGAAACUGGCGUUGCUGAGUUAGUCCAGACCAGUGUUUUGGCAGGGACGUGGUUGUGGGGGUGAUGCCUAGAACGUUUCCCAGCUGUCUCAGAAACAAUGUCAUUGUAUUUGCUGGCAGGAGUGUGGAUGAAUGGUGGCAGGGGGAUGGAUGAAAAUAAACAAUUUCCACAGUUGUAUUAUGCCGCCUUGGAAUAUUGCCUCAUAGUGCACAAUGCAGUGUAUUCAAAGCAUACGUGGUCAGGAGAUAUUUCCUCUUUUCUCAGACUUCUGUCUGCAAUAAUUUGUGAAAGAUGGUUACUAUUGGAGAGUCAGGAAUCUUUCCACUGGUGUGGCGUCACAUGCGGCUCCUCUAAUCACAGUUCUUUGAAGUACUGUACAGUUGUGCGCUCUUAUCUCUACUUUCUAUAAGAUUACUAACUUUAGAUCUAAUUAGAGGCACGGAUCAGACAGCCCUGAAUUACAUGAAUACAAAUGUGUUUUCCAGGAGGCUAAGGGAAAUAUUGAAUGUACAAGUGAAAGUCCCCUUUUUAUAAUUUAAUGAUUGUGAAUUUUAAAUCAAAUUUGUAUCUCCCCAAAUGUGUCAAUUUUUUUGACUUAUGCACAUUUGCUCUGCAGGCUUUUCUGUUUGGAGACUUUUUGACACUCAUACCACAGUUCAUCGCCGUCUCAUGCUUGUACCGUCAGAGCUCCAACACGGCAUGCACCAGAGCUGCACAUCGCUGGAAUUAAAUUAGGUCUUAAAAUCCAAGCAUGGUGCUCAGCACAGAGAGGAUUUAUCCACUAUAAUAAGGCAACUGGAUAACAGUGCGCAGCUGGGCGGCUGUCAGCAAGACACCCUUGAUGUUUAAUAUAUAAUUGUGCAUGACUACGUUUGACAAAGCUGGCACUUUCUUAGACUGUGGGCAGGCGGUUGACUAUGACGGUGUUUAUCUCCAACGAAUGGAUUUACAAUCAUUAGUCAUGAACUUGCUUGCUUUCAUCAUGCUUUCUUCCCUUGCUCAUUACAUGGGCGAGAUAGGUGUUCUGGGGAUGGUGCAUUAUACGAAAGGGCAAGAAAUGUAUUCCAAGACCAAACAUUUGUUCCACGAGCAUGGAAGCUGACUUACAAGGUGAAUCUGUAUGCAGGGAUGUGCUGUGUAGCUGGAGCAAAGCUUUGUGAAUGUGAAGCAAUCUGGAGCUAGUAAAUGCUGCAAACAUAACGGGUCAUUUGCAUUGCAUCC